AUGUCGGGUGGUUUAGAUAUGUCACUUGACGAUAUCAUCAAAUCCAACCGGAAACCUACGGGAUCUCGUGGCCGAGGCACCGGUGGUGGUACUAGUACCGGUGGUCGUGGCGGUUCCGGUCCGUCUCGCCGAUUUGCUAACCGUGUAGGAGCAAGAACGACGCCGUAUUCAAGGCCGAUUCAACAACAACAAGCUCAAGACGCGAUGUGGCAGAACGACGUUUUCGCGACUGAUGCGUCUGUAGCGGCUGCGUUUGGUCAUCAAUCUGUAGGUGUUGUUGGUGGUUCUUCAAUCGAGACUGGAACUAAGCUCUACAUUUCCAAUUUAGAUUAUGGCGUCUCCAACGAAGAUAUCAAGGAGCUUUUCUCAGAGGUCGGUGACCUUAAGCGAUAUGGGAUUCACUAUGAUAGGAGUGGAAGAUCGAAGGGUACUGCUGAGGUUGUGUAUUCGCGGCGUGGUGAUGCUUUGGCAGCUGUGAAGCGUUACAACAAUGUUCAAUUGGAUGGAAAACUGAUGAAGAUAGAGAUUGUUGGUACUAAUCUUUCAGCUCCGGCUCCUACAAUUCUUGCUCCAGCUCAGAUUCCUUUUCCUGCAAAUGGGAUACUUGGGAACUUUAAUGAGAACUUUAAUAGCAACUUCAAUGGGAAUUUCAAUGGAAACUUCAGUGCCUAUUAA
Messenger RNA from Arabis nemorensis, 675 nucleotides. The record is from the annotation of a GenBank genome assembly. NCBI's taxonomy places the organism in Eukaryota, Viridiplantae, Streptophyta, Magnoliopsida, Brassicales, Brassicaceae.